AUGGCGACACAACAAGACUUGCAAGAGCUACUUCGGCUCAUUACGGUCGGUCGGAAAACACCGAUGAUGCAAGCCAUGACGCAGAUCAAGGCUCUCCAGGCUGCCGAGUUGAGAAGCAUCAAGCAGAUCGCCGAGGCUCCUCUCGAGACAGUGCAGUCGACACUCAAGGACGAAAAGGGCGGCAGAGCACUGCAUAAUGCUUGCAAAGCGGUACUUAAGCGUGGCCCAUCCGCUCCCAACAAGCGCGGAGCUCCAGACGCAGUUACGCCGCAAACAAAACGGACCAAGACCAACCCAUUCAUGGCCGAGGCCGUGGAUACGACACCACAAGCGCUAGAGAAGUCGCUCGAGUUGCCGUUGUGCAUGGACGAAGAGCGCAUCUCAAACUCGGUGAUCGAGACGAAUAGAGCACCGCUAGUCUUGGCGUUUGCUGUGGAGGUCCUGCGACAUACCAUGCCCGAGCAGCCACUGUCGAGUCGGCUCAGCCUAGGCCAAGCAGUCGUCAGUGCAAACUCACGAUCAAAAGCCGUCAGUCUGGGUGUUACCAAGGGCCCGAGUGCGGAUGAGGAGGGAUGGGGUGAGGGGCAGCCGCGCGUGAAGGUCUUGGGCAGAGAAAUCGCCGUCCUCAAGAGGGGGGGUUACGAGUGGAAGGGGGAGGAGGUGGUGGGCGAACAGGAUGUCAAGGCGGACGCCGGCACGGCCGAAGCAAACACUUCCGCAUCAGGGACACAGGUCAAGAUAGAAGAAACCACGCCCCUCCAACCAACUCCCAACAAGCCACCCUCCAAACCAACAUGGGCCACCAGCCAGCCCAUCACCCUCAAAGACUCGACCUUCGUCGCGCGCGCCACGCACAUGAGCGAACCGUCCCAGCGCAAGGCCCUCGUCCAGUCCCUCCUCACCGACGUCCCCCACCUCCAAACCGCGACCCACAACGCGUGGGCGUACCGGCUGCGCCCGCCGCGCGACGCCUUCUCGGCCAUCAGCCGGGCGCACGAGGAGAGCUUCGACGACGGCGAGACGGGGUGCGGCGACCUGAUGCUCCGCGCCAUGCGCGACGCCGGCGCCGUCGACACCCUCGUCGUGCUGACCCGCUGGUUCGGCGGCACCAUGCUGGGCCCGGACCGCUGGCGCCUGAUGCGCAACUGCGUGGCGGCCGCCCUCGGCGAGCGCCUGCGCAGGCCGGGGGCCGAGGUCACGCUUGGUGGGGAGGCGUUAUGGGGUUUGGAUCUGGAGGCUACGCGGGCGGGCAAGACGGUGGUGGGUGGUUAUGGGAGUGGUGUCAAGAUGCAUGCUGCGACCGGGGUGGUGGGCAUGCAGGUGCAUCGGCCGGAGCAGGCGAGGGCGUAUCUGCUGAGGAGUUUUGGGAGUGCUACUACCGCCGUUGCUGGCGCGCAGGGGGAGGGGGCUGCUGCUGCUGGUGCUACUGCUGCUGCUACGGGGAAGAGUCCGAAGAAGGCCAAGACGUUGAAAGCGAUGGAGGUGGAGAAGGAGGAGAAUUUGGGGUUGUUGCUUGGUGCGUUGAGGAUCGUGUUCGACAGCUGGGCUGGCCACAUUGGCGCGGCUGAGCUGGAUAGGCGGGCGUGGGGCUGGUGA
This is a messenger RNA of Chaetomium fimeti, 1596 nucleotides long. RefSeq lists its product as uncharacterized. The record is from RefSeq and is a predicted model, not a curated record. Lineage: Eukaryota; Fungi; Ascomycota; Sordariomycetes; Sordariales; Chaetomiaceae. The coding region runs from base 1 to 1596 and encodes 531 amino acids. Gene Ontology annotation, cellular component: cytoplasm. The transcript has 2 exons. Gene Ontology annotation, biological process: GCN2-mediated signaling; regulation of translational initiation.